This is a messenger RNA of Acanthaster planci (crown-of-thorns starfish), 5569 nucleotides long. Its product is annotated as zinc finger protein 423-like. Gene Ontology annotation, biological process: regulation of transcription by RNA polymerase II. Gene Ontology annotation, molecular function: DNA-binding transcription activator activity, RNA polymerase II-specific; RNA polymerase II cis-regulatory region sequence-specific DNA binding. Gene Ontology annotation, cellular component: nucleus. NCBI's taxonomy places the organism in Eukaryota, Metazoa, Echinodermata, Asteroidea, Valvatida, Acanthasteridae. The record is from RefSeq and is a predicted model, not a curated record.
GUUGUGGGGUUUGUUGUAGUCAUGCGGGAACAGACGAAGCUGAGCGCCGACCAGUGCGAGCAAGGAGCUGGUGGAAUGUCUAGACGAAAACAAGCCAAACCGAGGGCAGUGAAACGUGGUGCAUUUUUGAAGGGAUUAGCUAUUGGUGAAGCUGGACCGUCUUCCAGACCUGAUGACAUUGACGAGGACGGGCUCUCAUUUUUAUCAGACGACACCAAAAGCAAGAAAGCUCGAUCAAGUGCCGGAGAAUCUUCACAUCUUGAGGAGUCAACAAAGAGCCCCAGCUGUAGCCAUUUUAAGACGUUUUGUGAUGAUGACAAUGACUCAGUUGCCUCUGAGAGUGAGGGAAGACAUCCAUUGAAGCUACACGUAGCUAGAAACGAAGCGCAGUCAGAAGAAUUGCUUGACCUCGACGAUGAUGAUGUGGCCAUUGAUGAUGAUGUAGAGGAUGUUGGAGAAGAGGAGGACGAAGAAAUCUAUAAAUGUGACACCUGUAACUCAGCCUUCUUGAGUAUUGCUGACUUCAUGGAUCACAGGAACUAUGACUGCGAUACAGAUAUUGGAAUUGGUGAGGUUGGGGAUUCACCAAGCAAAUUCUCCAUUUCUGGCUCUGAUGAGGGAAAUUCUUCAAGUGAACUCCUAGACCCAGAGUCACCUUACGCCUUAGAGCAAGGAUCCCUAGACAGCAGUCUGCCCUAUCAUUGCCAGUUCUGCGAUAGAGCAUUUCACCGAUUGACAUACCUAAAGAGGCACGAGCAAAUCCACAGCGACAAGAUGCCAUUCAAGUGCCCCUUUUGCAGCCGGCUUUUCAAGCACAAACGGAGCCGGGAUCGCCAUGUCAAGCUGCACACCGGUGACAAGAAGUACCAAUGCACCCAGUGUGAUGCCUCCUUCUCUCGAAGCGACCAUCUCAAGAUCCACCUUAAGACUCACGCAACUGGGAAACCCUUCCGUUGUCCAAUCUGUAACCGUGGCUACACCACUUCUGCAGCCUUGACUGCUCAUACUCAGAACUUUCACAAGACUGAAAUGGUGGGAAAGGGCAAAGACUUUAAGUGUAUGCAUUGCUCUGCCGUAUUCAUGACAUCCGAGAGUCUAUACAGUCACCUCCAGACUCAUGUCACCGAUUCGCCAGAUGGAAAAACUGCCUUAUACACAGUCACUCACAUGAAUGGGGAACCUUUUGCUGAGGCUGUAGAUCAGAAAGAUGAAAACAAAUGUCCGAUCUGUGAGGAAACCCUGACAUCCAUAGAUGAGCUCCAAGCUCAUUUAGAGAUGCAUAAGGACAGCAUGAACCUCCCUUUACAGUGCCAAUACUGUCCGAGGGCUUACUUUCCAAGCAUUACGGUGCUGAAUGUACAUAUGAAGACCUUACAUGCAGACAAACUGUCCAAGAUACAUCAAUGUCAGUACUGCGGCAAAGAAUAUCCAACCUUGUUCAACCUGACUGAGCAUAUGUCAGCAAUGCAUGAGCCUCUUGGUACCCAUUCCAACAGCUCCAAUCAAACCACUCCCUCUAGUACAAUGCUGUCGUGUGCAUACUGUACCAUGGAGUUCAGUUCAGGGCAUGCUCUCCGAAGCCACAUUGACAGCGUUCAUUCGAUCCCCAAUGCGAUCACUUACGAUGCGGAUGGGCGCCUUCUCUGCCCACGUUGCAGCAUGGGGUUUCUUACUGAAGCAGCUCUCUACGAGCACUUCCAGAACUACCACUGCAACUUGGAUUGCCAGUUGACUAACGAUGCCCGAGUCCAGUGCCACCAGUGCACCAAGGUAUACCCCAAUCAAGCGAUGCUCCACGAGCACAUGAAUCGUAGUCAUAGUCAGGCUCUCGACAGCAUGAAGUACCCCUGCCCCUACUGCAUCAAACAGAACCUCUUUGACUCCAUUGAGCAACUCCAGCUCCACGUCCAGGUCUUUCACCAGAGCGACCGAGCUCCAGUUUUUCUCUGCCCAGAAGAGGACUGCAAGGGGCACUUUGACACAGAAGAGGCUCUGAGUGAACACCUCAAGAAUGACCACAGUCAGGAGAACACCAACAGCAAAGAAACAGCCCCAGCGAGCAAAUCCGGCCAUCCAGGAAAAAACAAAAAGGAGAAGAAUAAGGAGCGAAGUAAACACAAAGAGAAGCGGAAGUCGUCUGCUGGUAAGCAAACACCAAUCAGAUCUUCACAGCCAACCCCACCAGGGGAGCCCGGCAACAAGCCUGGGGACUCACAGCUGUCUGAGCCACAAUCUUCUGACCCCCAGUCAUCUACCCAUCAAGACAACCAAGGAGCUUUCUCUUGCCCCACUUGUCACAACGAGUUCACCAGUGAGGAACAAUUGGUGGUCCACGUACUCACCCACUAUAAGACCAUCUCGGCAGAAUACAUUUGCAAAGAUUGCGGCAAGAGUUUCAAGAAACCGGAUGAGCUACAGAAGCACCUGUUUGAAAUCCACGCUCACCACCUCUACAAAUGCUCCCUCUGCAAGGAGGUGUUUGACUCUAAGGUCUCCAUACAGGUGCAUUUUGCCGUGAAGCACAGCAAUGAGUGCAAGCUCUUCAGCUGCAUGAAGUGCGGUGUGGUCUACCGCUCCGAGGGGGACCUCUUAGUUCACGUCAAAUUUGAACACUUGAAGAUCACGCAGCCCUUCAAGUGCCUAUUCUGCAGUCAGAGCUUUGCUUCUGACGUUGAGUUUCAGUGUCAUCUCACCUCCCACUCGGAGCAGUUUCGUUGUCCAUUCUGCAACGCUCCAUAUAGCUCCCAGGAGACCCUUGAAGUGCACUUGCGAGCCACGCAUGAUUACCCAAACCCUUCACCGAAUGUACAGAAAUCCCUCACAAACAAGGAGUCACCAUCCGACAAGCCGGCAUGCAGCUCCUCUGACUCGGAUAACAAUCUCAAGGAAGGCAACGAUAUGAAGGAUGAGGAAGAAGGCUGCUUCAUCUGUAAGAUUUGCGAUGCCAAAUUCCCACUAAAGGUACUCCUUGAAAAGCAUCACCUGAAAGAGCAUGAUAUCCAAGCUCGCAGUGCCUCAAUCCAGUCUCAGAUGUCCUCUGUGACACCCCAGAGUCAGGAACCCAAGAAGAAAUACAAGUACCCCUGUGACACCUGCUCACAAAGUUUCAAGACCAAGUAUGAGUUAAUGAAGCAUGCCAUUGAGCACACUGCAGAGUUCAAAUUGAGAUCAGAAAAUGAGUCUCCCCCACCCAUGAGCGUUUCCUCCAAACAGCCAACCUGGCACUGCAAGUGCUAUGUCUGUAAGCAACCCAUCCAGAUGGAGACAGAGUUUCUAAGUCACGCCCAGCAACACAAUGAAGAAAUCGCCGGCCCAGGUAACACCAUCCGCUGUGUGGCUUGCUUGCAGAUACUGACCUCCAUGGUGGAACUUCAACUUCACGCCAGGUACCACACCCAGGCUCCACCCUCCACAGGGGUGCAUGAGUUAUACCCCUGCUACGUGUGUGGUAAGACAUUCGGUUCCAGAACGGACGUGGUCCCCAAACUGGAUAGCAGCAAUCACCCUUGCUUUAUGUGUCUCAACUGCAUCAAGGCCUCUCUCGAGAGCCAGUUUUCAGGUGUCUCCUCUGGAACCUCUUUUGUCAAGAUGCCACUGAAUAACAAUCACCGCUGCCCAAAAUGCAGCGUGAAGUUUGAGACUCGCGAGGAGCUGGACACUCACCUCCUGACUCAUGGCUCAGGGAAGACAUACCAGUGCAUCAAAUGCCAACAGAACUUUGCAACAGAGAUGGAAAUACAGCUUCAUGUCACGACUCACGUGCUCUCUGAGGGGGUCCAUCUUGAGUGUAAACUGUGCAAAGAUAUCUUUGACUCCCCUGCCAAGCUACAAUGUCAUCUAAUUAAUCACUCCUUUGCUGAUAAGGAAUACCGAUGUCCGGUAUGCAAGGCAAUGUUCAGCUGUGCCCAGGACAUCCAAGCUCAUGCAAUUGAGCAUGGGAUGGAGGCACGGCGUCACAAGUGUUCUCAGUGUAGCCAGACUUUCUUUUUCUCGGCCGAGCUCCAGAACCAUGUCUUGUCCCAUCCCAGCCAGGAGGACCUUGGGAUCUUCAGGUGUGACGAGUGUCGUCGUGUCUUCUCCUCUAGUGCCAGCCUGAGCAACCACGCCCGCUUACAUGCUGCCCCACCCGAUAAGGGCUUCAAGUGCUCCAUCUGCAUGGAGAUGUUCUACUCCACGGUGGAACUGCAGCAGCAUUACUUCCGAACCCACUCAGAGGCUGAGCUGGGAUGCAAGAAGAAAUCCUUCAAGUGUGGCCAAUGCGAUGAGGUGUUUCCCUGUCUGAGUAACCUUCAGGGACACAUGAGAAUUCACACUGAUGGACGUAAGUACACCUGUACCAUAUGCAAUAAAGUCUUCUCUUUAUCGCGUAAUCUGACUAUCCACAUGCGAUCACACAGCGGGGAGAAGCCAUACCAGUGCCCGAUGUGCGACAAACGUUUCGCCCGUAAAGAGAACAGAAAGGUGCACUUGAAAUCACACACAGGCAUCAAGCCCUUCAUGUGCCCCCACUGCGGUAAGAUGUUCUCGCGUAAGUGCCACGUCAGAGACCACAUGAGGACUCACGGCAUGGUGGUGGCCCGUGGCAACCUCUUGCAGUGUGAUCUCUGCCAGGAGAGCUUCACCUUGGCCAAGAAUCUACGCCGACACAUCCGUCGCAUCCACAAGGAGGAAGGGACCUCUCAGAGCAGCUCGGCCUCCCCUCUCAGUUCGGCAGAAUCUCUGAUGGGCGAAGAUGAAACCUCACCAGAACUCGGCAUCUCCUCUGAGAGUGACUCCCUAGGUGCAGAACCAGUUGUCAGCAGCAGUCAGGAUCCCCAAGCAACGGAAGAAAUGCAGGUUCUCUAAAAAAAAAAAGGGAACUAAAAUUGGUUGAAAGGCAUUAAUUUGAGGUCUGUCCUCUAUUACAAAUCCUACACCCUGUGUAGAAUUGCUACUCCUGUUUCAUUCUCAAUUCCACCUCCAAAACACCUGCCAAGAAUCUAGCCUGAAAUCACUGGUCCUUUUCCAGGGAAAUAUGGUGAACUUAUUCACAAACUAUAGAGUAGUAGUGUAAUUCACUCAAGUGAUGUCAUAUCAUGUAACUUUAACAACUCAUUUAUCUGGCAGUGGACGCUUAUAAAGUUGAUACAUGUAAGUGCAUUUUGUUUUUAAAACAGCAUAGAGCCUGAAAGUAAAACGUCAAGCAGCGAGCUUCUGGAACCCUCGCCUACGGGGAUUUUUCAUGGGGCCAUCCUAUCACGUUUGAUAACUUUUGGAAGAAUGAUUGCUUACUGAAACCACCCCAUGAAAACUCAUGUUGGAAUUUAACCUUUGUCUUCCUCGACUAAUAUUUAGGAAAAGUCACUGGAGGUGGGUAAAAAAUGAAUUUUAUCAACGACCUUUCAUGUCCGGUGAUAUCGUACCUAGGUCUCCUUGUUUAGUGCACGCUUGUUUUCACUCCCCGUGCUUACGUGAAAACGAGAUUGUAAAAUGUUGCUACCUGUAGUCAGUGGGUUCCAUGUUUUGUUGAUUUGGCAUAAUGCAGUUGUUGUCAGCAAAUUUGAAUAAAAUAUUAGAAUCUUUCGUAAAA